Messenger RNA from Botrytis deweyae, 801 nucleotides. RefSeq lists its product as uncharacterized. The transcript has 4 exons. NCBI's taxonomy places the organism in Eukaryota, Fungi, Ascomycota, Leotiomycetes, Helotiales, Sclerotiniaceae. The record is from RefSeq and is a predicted model, not a curated record. Gene Ontology annotation, molecular function: oxidoreductase activity. Bases 1 to 801 code for a protein of 266 amino acids.
AUGCAGGAUCCCAUGGUUUAUUUUGUUACGGGGGGAAAUAAAGGCAUCGGACUCCAAUUAAUCCGUACACUUCUCCAGCGCGAAAAUGCACUUGUUAUCGCUACCAAACGCGCGACUUCUACCGAUUCCUCUGAGCUGGAAGGGCUUUCUAAAGCGCAAGGCUCGAGACUUGUUGUUGUGACGCUUGCUUCGGAUAUCGGCGAUGCGAAAGAAAAAAAGAGAGAGAAUACUGUUGAUGAUUUAGUAGAGAGAUUAAAAACCAAAGGAGUGGAGAAAAUCGAUACCUUGAUCUUAAACGCCGGCGCGGCGACAAGUUUCGAAAGUGUGAAAGAGAUGAGUGUGCAGGAACUGCAGGCGCAUUUUCAGAUUAACACGGUGUGGCCGAUUCGGAUUUAUCAGGUUUUGAGACCGCUGUUGCUCGGUUCUUCUGCUUCUGAUGAAGGGGGUGAGAAGAGGAUACAGAAGAAGGUUAUUUAUGUUUCUAGCUAUCUGGGUUCGAUUGGGGGGAUGGAAGAUGAGACCCCGUCGAUUGCGUAUGGGAUUAGUAAGGCGGCGGGGAAUUGUUUUGUGAGGAAGUUGCAUUUUGAGGAGGGGGAGAGGGGGGUUGUGUGUGUGGCGGUGCAUCCGGGAUGGGUUAAAACGGAUAAUGGACAAGCGUUUGCGGAUAGUCUGGGAGUGAAGGAGCCGCCGAUGAGUUUGGAAGAGAGUGUGAGUGGAGUGAUGAGACAGAUCGAUAUAGCGAGUAGGGAAACUACUUCUGGAUGCUUUGUUUCUUGGAAGGGAGAUGUGGUUCCUUGGUAG